Molecule: messenger RNA, 1605 nt
Organism: Melospiza georgiana
Lineage: Eukaryota; Metazoa; Chordata; Aves; Passeriformes; Passerellidae
Gene: SLC2A9
Product: solute carrier family 2 member 9
Exons: 13
Coding region: 1-1605 (534 amino acids)
Biological process (GO): monosaccharide transmembrane transport
Cellular component (GO): membrane
Molecular function (GO): hexose transmembrane transporter activity
Source: RefSeq, a predicted model, not a curated record
AUGGACGGAGCGGCGGAGCCCGAGGCGCGCACGCUGGUGAAGCGCGGCGCGGGGAGCGGCGGCCGCGGUGUAAGAGGCAAUUGGUCUGGGAGUCUUGUCGUAGCCUCCUUAACUGGUGCUUUUGGGUCGUCUUUUCUUUACGGCUACAAUCUGUCGGUGGUGAACGCUCCCGCAGGGUUUAUCAAGAAGUUUUACAAUGAAACUUGGGAGAGGAGAUAUGGCUUCUCAGUGGAUGAAGGCACGCUGACACUCCUCUGGUCGAUAACCGUUUCCAUUUUUGCCAUCGGUGGCCUUGUGGGUGCCAUUAUUGUAACCCCAAUUGUGAAGUUCUUUGGGAGGAAAUGCACAUUGGUGCUCAAUAAUGUGUUUGCAGUGGCAGCUGCACUGCUGAUGUCCCUGUCCUUGCUGGCUGGAUCGUUUGAAAUGCUCAUCCUGGGCCGCAUCAUCAUGGGAGUGGAUGCAGGCAUUUCAUUAAGUGCCCUCCCCAUGUAUUUGAGUGAAAUAUCUCCUAAGGAAAUCCGUGGUUCAUUGGGUCAGGUCACAGCCAUUUUCAUUUGCAUUGGUGUUUUCACUGGUCAAGUUUUGGGGCUGCCAGAAAUAUUUGGGCAAGAAUCUCGGUGGCCUUUCUUAUUUGGAGCCAUCAUUGUUCCAUCGUUGAUACAAGUUGUGAUUCUGCCUUUUCUUCCCGAAAGCCCUCGGUACCUCCUACUCGAAAAGCAUAACAGGAGCAAGGCAGAAAAAGCCUUUCAGAGAUUCCUUGGGAAAGGUGAUGUGUCUCAGGAGAUAGAGGAAGUCUUGGCAGAGUCUCGGGCCCAGAGGAACACCAAGCUGGUGUCGGUGCUUCAGCUGCUGCGAACGCGCGCGGUGCGAUGGCAGAUCCUGACCGUGGUCGUCACCAUGGGCUGCUACCAGCUCUGUGGGCUGAAUGCUAUCUGGUACUACACAAACAACAUCUUUAGUGAGUCUGGGAUCAAUCGUGAAACAAUCCCUUAUGUUACACUAAGUACUGGUGGUGCUGAGACUCUGGCUGCUGUUUUUUCUGGCUUGGUUAUUGAGCGGCUUGGGCGCAGGCCUCUCCUCAUUGGAGGCUUUGGGCUGAUGAUCGUCUUCUUCGCAGUGCUCACUGUCUCCCUGACCUUACAGAACACUGUGUAUUGGCUUCCUUACCUCAGUAUAUUUUGUAUCCUUGCAAUCAUUGCAUCGUUCUGCAUUGGACCAGGUGGGAUUCCCUUUGUCCUCACUGGAGAGCUUUUCCAGCAGUCACAGAGGCCAGCUGCAUUCAUGAUAGCUGGGACAGUCAACUGGCUCUGCAACUUCGCAGUGGGACUGCUCUUCCCCUUCAUCCAGGCUGGUUUGCAGACCUACUGCUUCCUAGUGUUUGCUGGUGUCUGCUUUGCAGGAGCAGCCUACCUGUUUUUUGUCCUGCCUGAAACAAAAAAUAAGACAUUUCAUGAGAUCAGCCAAGCAUUUGCCAAAAGGAAUAAAGUAACUUUAGAAAUGCAAGAGAUGAACCACUACCCAGGGGAGAGGAAACCAAGUGAAGAACAAGAAUCAAACUUCACAUCUCCAGUGGACAACGGGGAAACCAUAAAAGGGAUUGUGUAA